Molecule: messenger RNA, 6155 nt
Organism: Candoia aspera
Lineage: Eukaryota; Metazoa; Chordata; Lepidosauria; Squamata; Candoiidae
Gene: CLIC4
Product: chloride intracellular channel 4
Exons: 6
Coding region: 149-919 (256 amino acids)
Source: RefSeq, a predicted model, not a curated record
AUCUGUGGCGAGGGUUUGGCGCGAGUGGGAGAGCAAGCGCGGCGGGACGCGGCAGGCGCGAACGGCUCUCGUGUCCCCGACCGACCGCGCGCCCGGAGAGGGAGCCGAGCCGAGCCUGGUGAGGGGCGUUCCCGUGAGGGCGGUCGGCAUGGCGCUCUCGGUGCCGGUCAACGGCAUGAAGGAGGAGGGCGGCGGCGGCAAGGAGCCCCUCAUCGAGCUCUUCGUCAAGGCUGGCAGUGACGGUGAAAGUAUAGGCAACUGUCCCUUCUCUCAGAGACUCUUCAUGAUUCUGUGGCUCAAGGGAGUGGUAUUUAGCGUCACAACAGUGGACUUGAAAAGGAAGCCUGCAGACCUUCAGAACCUGGCUCCAGGAACACACCCGCCCUUCAUAACAUUUAAUAACGAAGUGAAAACUGAUGUGAACAAGAUUGAAGAGUUCCUUGAAGAAUUCCUCUGCCCACCCAAGUAUGCAAAGCUUUCAGCAAAAUAUCCAGAAUCAAAUACUGCUGGAAUGGACAUCUUUGCUAAAUUUUCAGCAUUCAUCAAGAAUUCCAGACCUGAAGCAAACGAAGCCUUGGAGAGGGGCCUUUUGAAAACUCUGCAGAAGCUGGAUGAGUACUUGAAUACUCCCCUCCCAGAUGAGAUUGAUGAGAACAGCAUGGAAGACAUCGCUGCCUCUAUGCGCAAAUUCCUGGAUGGUGAUGAGAUGACGCUAGCAGACUGCAACUUGUUGCCCAAACUACAUAUUGUCAAAAUUGUGGCCAAAAAGUAUCGUAACUUUGAUAUUCCCAAGACCAUGACGGGCAUCUGGAGAUACCUGAAGAGUGCCUACAGCCGUGAUGAAUUCACCAACACUUGUCCAGGGGACAAAGAGAUUGAAAUCGCCUACAGCGACGUAGCUAAAAGACUCACUAAAUAAGCAUCAUUUCAUGUGUAUAAGGAAAAGCUUUUUUUAACAGACUGCUCUCUUUUUUGUCUUUUAAGAUAGCAGUUUACUUUGCAUGUACCUUGCAGUUAAUUCAGUGCUACACUGGGCAGACCAGGUACCAUCAUUUGUUUUUCUCUUUUUUUUUUUAAUGCAAAUUUAUAUGACACUGCUUACUUGUUUUGCUUCCUGUAAAAGGGCAACCGCAGCCAUUAAUAUGGCAGUGAAACAAUUCUGGAAUCUGCCCCCCACCCCAAAAAAAAAAAAUGUUGAGUGGUCCAGAGCUUUCUAUCAUAGUGUGCAGGUUCUGGACUCAGUGCUAGUCUCAGAGCCAGUUCAUAUUGACAGAAGAACCAAAUAAUCAGACUUUCUCCUGGACUGAACCACCAGAGGCGGGCGGGUGGGGGAGAAUAUGUAGUUGAAUACCAUUUCCAUGUUAAACCCACACACAGACAAUAGGGAAGCUGGUCCCGUCUACCUUCCUCUAAAGUAGCAUUUUUAGAUGCAGGGACUUACUAAGAUACGCUGUGGUGAUUCAGCAUAGGGAAGGCUUGAUGUCUUGAUAGUACUACCUUUAUAAACCGCCCUUCGGAUCUCAUAUGGAACCUUGGUUUAAGGGGAUGAGCUUCUUGGUGGUUCAACUACCAUUUUUUGCAUUUUGGAGGGAAGCUUAAGUUUUCUAAGGAGCUGUGCCUGUCAGUCUGUCUACACCAGAAGCUCUGCAGGCCUCAACGAAAAGAGUUGUUGGCAGAACCCUUUGGCAGGUUUUUGGAACUGUUUACCAUCAGCUAAAUGACACUUUGGAAUGAGCUCAGGCGCCAGGACUGUGGCCUACUCAGAUUUUGCUCUGGCAGGGAGAAGGAAGGUGAAUGGGAAAUACAUGUUCACUGCGUAUAUUCUUGCACAGGUCCAGUGUUUUGUUCUGACCUUCUGAUCGGUGUUUCUCAACCUUGGCAACCUUAAGACGUGUGGACUUCAACUCCCAGAAUUCCCUAGCCAACCAUGCUGGCUGGGGAAUUUUGGGAGUUGAGGUCUUAAAAGUUGCCAAGUUUGAGAAGCACUGCUCUGGAUGGUCAGCUCAGAACCUGGUAGUGCUCUUUGGAAGCUUGGUAUCCCUAUAAAAAAUGAAACAAAUUCCCAGGCUAUAACAGCAAGAGGUUUCUUUUUAGGGCAAUAAGGUAUUUUCAGUAUGCAGAAUUUAUUAAGUUGCAGUCAAAAGCUGUGCUGUCCGACAGGCUAGAGAAGCAGGUGGUUCUUACUCAAGGAGUAGCUACCCGUAGCUUCUUACCUAGAACUGCACAGGGACAUCCACAGGGAGGGUGAUCAAAGCUGCCAAAGUGGUCGCCACAACUGUGCGAUUGAGGACCCUCCCCCCCUUAUAAAUGCAUUGGGAUGCACGUAAACAAGAGGUAAGGCUUUGAUUGUGUGGUUCUGGCAGCCAUCUUGACUUCCUUCACCAUCCUCCCCACAGAAGUGCAGCAGCUUGGUGGCUGAGGUGCAUCCUCCUUGCUUUGCUAAGGUUAGAAUCCUGCUAGGUUCCUUUUUUUAAUUAUUUUUAAUUUUCAGGCAAGCGUUCUUUAAAAAUCAGCUUGUUUGCCUUAACAGACAACCUGCAUAAUUCUUGCACUGUGAUCCUUCCUGUGAAGCGAGCCAAGUGCCUUUCCAGCCCUUUUAUUAGGGUCGUCUUACAUUGUGAUUUGUCUGUCCCUUUCCUCUGUAUUUCGUAAUUGUUCAUGCCACAAUCGUGGUACGUUAAAAGGUCAGUUGUGUUUCUUUCCACCUAUAACAGCAUCACGGAAUAAUACUGUAAUUUAAUUUUAAAAGAGCAAGACCCCAAUAAAUUUGAUUUUCUUCCAUUAAAAAAGGCCAGUGCUUGAGGCAUGGAGUGACUUUUCUGUUUUCUUUAAAUGCUAUGAAAAGUAAGCUCCAAAGAACAGUCUUGCUGAUGUGGUGGGGUGUUUUUUUUUUUGGUAACUUUUAUAUUGAUGUGUAUGCUUUUUUCCCUCCAAAUGCAAAUUAUCUGAUUGUUUGGCUUAUCUAGAUGUUUGGGAGUAUCCUUCAUUUUAAGCUUAUGUUGAGCAGUCUUCCACAUACUUGCAGAGCACCAAGCCCCACUGAGUUCAUUAUGAUUUAUCAUUGAGGAAACUUGCACAGAAAUACAGGAAUACAUGUUAAUUUAGUUUUUAAUUCAGCUAGUUUAACUUGGGAACAUAGAAGAGGAACUGAACACCUCUUUGGUAAGGCACCUGACAUCAAAGAUUUUUUCCUAGGCAUCAAGUCUUACCAUAUAACUGGGGAUUUUUUUUUAAUUAAUGAAAAAGUUAAGUCAUGAAUAGCUUUAUAUGCAUUACUUAUUUUUGGCAGUGUCUUCCCACACCUUCUAAAGUGUCCCAAAUUGGCAAAAUCUGGGGAUAACAUGCUCACAAAAUGUGGCUCCCAAAUUAUUGUACAGUGUGGCAGAAUUUAAAGGAAAAGAGUUACCACUUUUAAAUUUGCCACUUAAAUUUCAGAGACUGAUACUUCCCUACUGCCUUUGAUUCAGUGGACUUGCAUGGUCUUAACUUUCCAUAAGGAGAUAGCAAAGGGGUAGAACUGCAGCAUGUAAUCUGGCUGGGGCUCUUAAGUGGCAAGUAGUGGCUAAUGCAGCUGUAAGUCUGAAUAAUAUCUGCCCCAGUUUUCCUUCCUAUCACCUUUCUUGGCAAAUUGAAAAUUCAGCUGGUGUGAAAGCAUCUCUUAGACUGAAUGUGUUUCAAUGCACCUGUAUGCCAGAAGAGAAUCCUGGUUGUGUUUUGGAGAAGCUGCACACUGGGGCUUGCAGCCUUUUCCUCUCCCUUUCCUGCCACCACUGAACAGGACAGGAAUGUUUUGUUUUGCCUGAACGGAGGUAUUUUGAUUUUGGGCACCUUCCUAAGCUGUUGGUGUACAAGCCAGAGCUUGUUCUUGGCUUGAUUUGGUCACCCAAACUAGAGCAACUCACUCAACCAGUGGUGUACCUGCUCUGUGUAGCUGGCUCAGUUGCCCACACAGAUCAGGGUGCAUAUGUGCUUAUUUGGGUGAUGGGCCACAUGGACCAAAGCAUUUAUUUUUUCCCUGAAUAAAUUGAGAAAGGGGUGGGGUGGAAAGAAGCCAGACCGAAGAAGAGAGAGGGAGGUCCAUUCAAAUGCAGUAGAAGAAAUUAACUUGUUUAGUUUUUCAAAUAAAUAGCCUUACCCAGAUGGGCUUUCUGGAAGGUUGAAAGGACCCAGGCUUGGCUUGGCUGCUACUGCAAGUGGGGUUGCGCUGAACCUGUCGAAGAGGCUUCUGCUUCUGCUUGAGCCUGUAUUAUGUGUGGGGAGGUGGGCGUCUGCCAUUAAAGUUCUAGGACCCACAUAGAACUGCCCAAUUUUCAUUAAUUCUGGAAUGAUUUUCAGAUAACUCUUAUGUGCUGAUCUAGAUACAAGCAUGCUUGGAAGUGAGCCCUGUUGAAAUUCUCCACAAAACUAGUCAAUACAAGCUAGGACAACUCCUGGUGGAUUGGAGCAGCUUCCUGAAUAGAGGAGCAGUGAUGAGAGUCAAUGCAGUCCGUACGUAAGCCUGCAUCUGUUUGCAACCUGGCGUAACGUGACCAGCUCCAACAUACCCAAGGCCUAAAGCAGAUGGCCCCAAGCAUGUUUUAGGAUCACCCUUUGCCGCUUGUUCUGAGGGCUGCAAAUGUGCUCUUUGGAGUUUGGUGCAUGAAUGCUAAUUAAAGAUGCCAACGCCAAACAAAGUAAGAUGAUGCUGGCACAGGUUUGGGUACCAUAAAAAGGUGGUGCGAUGGCAGCUCAUAGACGUAGCUUAUGAGGCACAAAGCUCUGGAAGUUCUAGGCAAUCCUCUGUGUGCUUCCAACUCACGUAAAUACGGUUUACGGAGACGUCAAUCUAGGGAUUGCAGCCAAGAUUAGUGUGCAAGGGGGCAAUACCGUAACUCUGUGAUGCCCACAUUUUUGUUGAAGGUGAACCACAUAAGUCAAGGGUUGGCAAUAUGGCGUCUGUGAGUGCCAAGACUCUCCAACAUUGUCAACAGGACUGUGGAAUUCAAAAGGCUGAAAUACUACUAGGCUGCCAAAUUUCACAAGAUUUUGGUGUUCCUGCCUGAAGUUUUGUGGGAUGUUGAGCAACUACCCUAAAGUCUUACAGGAUUUCAAGCAAGAAGACCAAUCUCGUGAGAUUUUGGGCAUUUUUAGGGGGGAAUUUUUUCCCCCCUUGUACUCGCACCGGAAUUGCAUGUAAGACCCUCACCUUCAGCUGUGCCUGGGCUACUAGCUGGGAACUGUUGUCUUGAACACGGUAAAAAUAUUUUACUGGCUGAGUAAGUAUUGCAGGUAUACUCAAUCUUCACUAAAGUUGUGAUAAAAAGAAUUCAACAUGUGUAAGCUGUGCUUUCCGAAAAAUGUUGCUGCUUAGUUCAGCAGAUGGAAUCUUAUAUAACAGGAAGAUAAGUUGAACUUUCUCGCCAAAGCGUGUAGAGUUGUGAAGUCCUUGCAAUACUUCAUUUUUAUUCAGACAGAAACCAGCGUGUACUCUAAACACAACCCUUGAUUUCGCCAUCUCCAUGAGAGCUCAAAUCUGAAUGGAGACCAACAUUUGUUUAUAUGUGUUCUGGUAAUGUGAUGGGCGUUUUUUAAAACAGAUAUGUGGUUUUCAUGGGAAGAAACUUUGAAAAUUGCAAGUGGAUCACAAAAGGAAUUGAGCUGUUGCUGUGCCUUUUUAAAAAUUAAUGCUUUAUGCCUUGAUGCUGCAUGUGUACAGUUAUAUAUGUACUGGGGGCCACGUAGAAGUUAGUGUUGUACAAAGACGUUCUGCCUUUCCCCUGAAAUCUGGCUUCAGUUUAAAUAGUUUUUGUUUGCAGUGCUGAAUCAACUUUUAAUGCUGAACACUAAAACCGUGUUUUUUUCAGCUGUUACUAAUGGAGGACGAUUGAUCUCUUGUGAAGCCAGUUUCCUAGAUAAAGCCAAGUUUUGUAUCUUUUGACUAUAUCUGAAGGUAUAGAUCCAAACUAAGAAAGUAUAUUGGGGAAAAAACCCACAACAUUUUAAAUUUCACCAAAUGGGCAGGAUAUUUAUUUGGCUUUCGUAUUGAAAGAUACUUGGUAAUCCAUAUGACAUAUUGUUAAAUGCUUCUUUUCACUUUUCUGGAGUAUCUUUUACAGAUAUACUGGCAAACUGCUGGCAGCUAUUGUUUUAAAAAAUAAAAUAUAUUUUUCACUUAA